UUAAACAUGGUAUACAUCACAGCGCGUCUGGUUGUAAGUCAUUGAGAAUUAGAGCAGCAGCGCCGGACUCUUAUUUUGCCGCGUGUUCGUGCAGCGGAAGCGGAAGCGGCGCGUUGACCGUGUUUCUUCUGUGUGAGUGAGGAUGGCGGAUUUUGACCACGAACAGAUAGAUUUUCUGCGGGAGCGGCACGUGCGUUUCUUCCAGAGCUGCCUGCACGUGCUGCCCGAGAGAUACGCGCCACAUGAGACCAGCAGGUUGACUAUCGUGUUCUUCGCUCUGUCUGGUCUGGAUGUUCUCAAUGCUCUGGAUCUCGUGGACAAGCCCGGUUUAAUCGAGUGGAUUUAUUCCCUGCAGGUUCUUCCCACUGAAGACCAGUCUAAUCUCAGUCGCUGUGGCUUCCGUGGAUCUUCACACAUCGGCGUUCCCUACAACAGCUCGAAGGGCCCCGGGGCUCCUCACACGUAUGACAGCGGUCACGUGACCAUGACCUACACGGGCCUGGCGUGUCUGCUGAUCCUGGGAGACGAUCUGAGGCGUGUGUGUAGAGAGGCGGUGAUGAGCGGACUGAGAGCGCUGCAGCUGGACGACGGCAGCUUCUAUUCUGUUCCUGAAGGGAGUGAGAACGACAUGAGGUUUGUGUACUGCGCCGCCUGCAUCUGCUUCAUGCUGGACGACUGGUCAGGAAUGGACCGCCAGAGAGCCAUCGAUUACAUCUGGAGGAGCAGCUCGUAUGACAGCGGCAUCGGUCAGGGAGCUGGACUCGAGUCUCACGGCGGAUCCACCUUCUGUGCCGUGGCGUCUCUGUGCAUGAUGGGAAAGCUGCAGGAGGUGUUCAGCGAGCGAGAGCUGAAGCGGAUCCGGCGCUGGUGCAUCCUCAGACAGCAGACGGGCUUCCACGGACGACCCAACAAACCUGUGGACACCUGCUACUCCUUCUGGGUCGGAGCCACGCUGGAGCUCUUAGACAUGUUCCAGUACACAGACCUUGAGAAGAACCGCAACUACAUCCUGUCCACGCAGGACCGCUUGGUGGGCGGCUUCGCUAAAUGUCCCGACAGUCAUCCAGACCUUCUACACACGUACUUCGGCAUCUGUGGCCUGUCUCUGAUCGGAGAAGCUGACCUGCGGAAGCUGCAUCCGGCGCUGAACAUCAGCAUGCGUGCGUUCGAGCGUCUGCGGCAGCUGCAGGGGGUCUGGAGAGAGAAGACCACCUGA
Molecule: messenger RNA, 1216 nt
Organism: Carassius carassius (crucian carp)
Lineage: Eukaryota; Metazoa; Chordata; Actinopteri; Cypriniformes; Cyprinidae
Product: geranylgeranyl transferase type-1 subunit beta-like
Exons: 9
Coding region: 143-1216 (357 amino acids)
Biological process (GO): protein geranylgeranylation
Cellular component (GO): CAAX-protein geranylgeranyltransferase complex
Molecular function (GO): CAAX-protein geranylgeranyltransferase activity
Source: RefSeq, a predicted model, not a curated record